Molecule: messenger RNA, 7888 nt
Organism: Passer montanus (Eurasian tree sparrow)
Lineage: Eukaryota; Metazoa; Chordata; Aves; Passeriformes; Passeridae
Gene: RASGRF2
Product: Ras protein specific guanine nucleotide releasing factor 2
Exons: 27
Coding region: 110-3835 (1241 amino acids)
Biological process (GO): Ras protein signal transduction; positive regulation of GTPase activity
Cellular component (GO): plasma membrane
Molecular function (GO): guanyl-nucleotide exchange factor activity; protein binding
Source: RefSeq, a predicted model, not a curated record
CUCGGGCGGGGCGCGGGGCCGGGGCCGCCCCGUCGGUGCGUGCCGGAGCCCAUGAAUUGCUCCGGGAGCGCCCGGCGAGGCUGCGCCGCGGCCGCGGGCUCCGGGCACCAUGCAGAAGAGCGUGCGGUACAACGAGGGGCACGCCCUGUACCUGGCGCUGCUGGCCCGCAAGGAGGGCACCAAGCGCGGCUACCUGGGCAAGAAGACGGCGGAGACCAACCGCUGGCACGACAAGUGGUUCGCCCUCUACCAGAACGUGCUCUUCUACUUCGAGGGCGAGCAGAGCGCCCGCCCCGCCGGCAUGUACAUGCUGGAGGGCUGCAACUGCGAGCGGGUGCCCGCUCCCAAGGGAUGCGCCGCGGGCAGCGCCAAGGAUGCCGCGCUGGACAAGCAGCAUUACUUUACUGUUCUCUUUGGCCAUGAGGGGCAGAAGCCACUGGAGCUGCGUUGUGAGGAUGAGGUUGAUGGAGAUGAGUGGGUAGAAGCUAUUCACCAAGCGAGCUACUCGGACAUCCUGAUUGAGCGGGAGGUGCUGAUGCAGAAGUACAUCCACCUGGUGCAGAUCGUGGAGACCGAGAAGGUGGCGGCCAACCAGCUCCGGCACCAGCUGGAGGACCAGGACACGGAGAUCGAGCGGCUCAAGUCAGAGAUUGUAGCGCUGAAUAAAACAAAGGAAAAAAUGCGACCUUAUCAAGGCAACCAGGAAGAUGAAGAUCCAGAUAUUAAAAAAAUUAAGAAGGUUCAGAGCUUUAUGCGGGGCUGGCUGUGCAGAAGAAAAUGGAAAACCAUUGUCCAAGACUAUAUUUGUUCUCCUCAUGCAGAGAGCAUGAGGAAGAGGAACCAGAUAGUUUUCAACAUGGUGGAGGCUGAGUCUGAGUACGUGCACCAGCUUUAUGUGCUGGUGAACUGCUUCCUGCGGCCCCUGAGGAUGGCAGCGAGCUCCAAGAAGCCACCCAUCAGCCACGAUGAUGUCAGCAGCAUUUUCCUCAACAGUGAAACAAUCAUGUUUCUUCAUGAGAUAUUUCACCAGGGCUUAAAAGCAAGAAUAGCCAACUGGCCUACCUUAAUUCUAGCUGACUUAUUUGACAUUCUCCUGCCAAUGCUGAACAUAUAUCAAGAAUUUGUUCGGAAUCAUCAGUAUAGCCUACAAGUGCUGGCAAACUGUAAGCAAAACAGAGAUUUUGACAAACUCUUGAAGCAAUAUGAAGCCAACCCGGCAUGUGAGGGCAGAAUGCUGGAAACUUUCCUUACCUACCCCAUGUUUCAGAUUCCCAGAUACAUUAUAACACUUCAUGAACUUUUGGCUCACACACCACACGAACACGUUGAGAGAAAAAGCCUUGAAUUUGCUAAAUCUAAACUAGAAGAACUUUCAAGAGUGAUGCACGACGAGGUGAGUGACACAGAGAACAUCAGGAAGAACCUGGCCAUAGAGAGGACCAUAGUGGAGGGCUGUGACAUAUUGCUAGACACCAGCCAAACCUUUAUCCGCCAAGGUUCCCUUAUCCAGGUCCCCUCAGUUGAGAGGGGAAAGCUGAGUAAAGUUCGCCUGGGCUCGUUGUCUUUGAAGAAAGAAGGAGAAAGGCAAUGCUUCUUGUUUACAAAACACUUCUUAAUUUGUACAAGAAGUUCAGGAGGAAAACUGCAUCUUCUUAAGACAGGAGGUGUUCUGUCUCUGAUAGAGUGCACACUGGUCGAAGAGACAGAAGCGAGUGAUGAUGAUUCCAAAGGUUCUGGGCAGGUGUUUGGACACCUGGAUUUCAAGCUGGUAGUGGAGCCCGCGGAUGCUCCUCCUUUCACUGUUGUGCUUUUGGCCCCGUCACGGCAGGAGAAAGCUGCAUGGACAAGUGACAUCAGCCAGUGCAUUGAUAAUAUAAGGUGCAAUGGAUUAAUGACAAUAGUGUUUGAAGAAAACUCCAAAGUCACAGUGCCACAUAUGAUCAAAUCUGACGCCCGUCUUCACAGAGAUGACAUCGAUAUUUGCUUCAGCAAAACGCUGAAUUCCUGCAAAGUCCCCCAAAUCCGCUAUGCCAGCGUGGAGCGCCUCUUGGAGCGGCUGACGGACCUGCGGUUCCUGAGCAUCGACUUCCUCAACACCUUCCUGCACACCUACCGCAUCUUCACCACCGCCGCCGUGGUCCUGGAGAAGCUCUCUGACAUCUACAGGCGGCCCUUCACCUCCAUUCCUGUCAGGUCUUUGGAGCUGUUCUUUGCCACCAGUCAGAACAACAGAGGGGAGUACCUGACUGACGGCAAGUCGCCGCACCUCUGCCGCAAGUUCUCCUCUCCUCCUCCCCUGUCCCUCUCCAGGACCUCCUCCCCCGCCAGGACCCGCAAGCUGUCCCUAACCUCCUCGCUGAACUCCAGGAUCGGUGCCCUCGACCUCUCAGCCUCGUCCGUGGCCAGCAGUCCUACCUCAAACUACAGCCCGGCCACGUCGCCGCCGCCCACGGGCAGCAAGGCGCCGCUGGACCUGAGCCGGGGGCUGUCGUCCCCCGAGCAGAGCCCGGGCUCGGCCGAGGACAGCCUGGAGAACCCACGCCUGGACCUCUGCAACAAGCUGAGGAGGAGCAUCCGCAGAGCAGUUCUGGAAACUGUGUCAGUGGACAGGACCAUUCCUGAGAGCACCUCAGUGGUGGACACUGCAGAGCUGUCCCCGUGCAGGUCCCCUUCGACGCCGCGGCACCUCCGCUACCGGCAGCCGGGAGUGCAGACUGCUGACAACAGCCACUGCUCAGUGUCUCCUGCUUCUGCUUUUGCCAUUGCCACAGCUGCAGCUGGGCACGGGAGCCCGCCAGGGUUCAACAACUCGGAGCGCACGUGCGACAAGGAGUUCAUCAUCCGCAGGGCCGCCACCAACCGCGUCCUCAACGUGCUGCGCCACUGGGUCUCCAAACACUCACAGGAUUUUGAGCUGAACAACGAGCUCAAAAUGAAUGUGUUAAAUUUGCUGGAGGAAGUUUUGAGAGACCCUGACCUUCUGCCACAAGAAAGGAAAGCUACUGCAAACAUACUGAGGACUCUUUCUCAGGAUGAUCAAGAUGAUAACCAUUUGAAAAUAGAGGAUAUAAUUCAGAUGCCAGACUGCCCCAAGCCCGAGUGCUUCGAGACGCUGUCGGCCAUGGAGCUGGCGGAGCAGAUCACCCUGCUGGACCACGUCGUGUUCCGCAGCAUCCCCUACGAGUAUAAGGGCAAAAAGAAAACUAUUACAAGUAUGCAGUGUAAACACACCUCACACUGUGUACCUGUAAAAGCCCCUGCCUCUCUCCGUGGCCAGAUGAGCAACCUGGUGGCCUCUCAGAUCAUGAGCUACGCCGACGUGCCAUCGCGGGCCAGCGCCAUCGAGAAGUGGGUGGCGGUGGCCGACAUCUGCCGCUGCCUGCACAACUACAACGGCGUGCUGGAGAUCACCUCGGCCCUCAACAGAAGUGCCAUCUACAGGCUCAAGAAAACCUGGGCAAAGGUGUCCAAACAGACAAAGGCACUCAUGGACAAGCUGCAGAAGACUGUGUCAUCUGAGGGAAGAUUUAAAAACCUGAGAGAAAUGCUCAAAAACUGUAACCCACCUGCUGUUCCCUACCUUGGGAUGUACCUGACUGACCUGGCAUUUAUUGAGGAAGGAACACCCAACUUCACUGAGGAAGGCCUUGUCAAUUUCUCCAAAAUGAGAAUGAUCUCACACAUCAUCAGGGAAAUCCGCCAGUUCCAGCAGACCUCCUACCGCAUCGAGCUCCAGCAGAAGGUCACUCACUACCUGCUGGACAAGACCCUCAUCAUCGACGAGGACACCCUGUACGAGCUGUCCCUGAAGAUCGAGCCGCGGCUCCCCGCCUGAGCCCCGCACAGCCCUGCAGACAGCUCUGGGACCACGCCUGCCGCCACCCAAACACAGCCAGAGGAACUCUGAGAACACAGUGCCAGCUCUCUUCUACAAUAAGAGAUACAGAGUCUCACUGCCUUUCCCUCUCAGGCAACACAAACCAGUGUUGGAGGUGAAAGGCAAACAGCUUUCCUACCCGGCUUAAGUGAUUUCUGCUUUGCAAAGAUCAUGUUUGGCACUAGGGACCACGAUUUCCUGGAAAUCAGGAGACUUUCCUGUGAACAGGCGCUCACUGCAGCCACCUCACGUGGCAAAUCAAGGGUACAGAUUUAAAUGGUGGUAAUAGACCCAGGUGUGUGAGGAUAAAUAAGCAAAGUGAGGUGGCUGGGCUGAUGGCUAACUAUGUGUUCUCUGAGGCAGUAAUGGCUGUGGUGUUCUCAUUGUGUUAAUUUCAUUGAAAAAGCAGGAUUUUAGCACUCAUCUACUGCUUUGGAGUGAUAUCAAGACCGCAUCUAGUAACGUCAGGUGUGCAGUUGUUUGAAAUACCUGCUGUACAUUUAAUGCUACUCGUUACAAAACAUUUCCUUUUUAAAUGUCUCGUCAGCCUUCUGUAAGGUGACUGAUUGUAUCUAUACAGAUGAUUUGUAAAUAUGUUUUCCAUCAGUGGGAGUAUUUACAGCAUGGAGAGAAAAUGGACUGGUGGAACAGUUGUAAAUAGUUGCCAGCUGGGAGGGUGAGGGACCCAGAGGGGUGGUGCAGGGGAUGGGGAGUUGUGUUGCACACAGCUCUGGAAGAGGCACCUUAUUUUCCUGCAUGAGUCAGGCUACAGAGCACACUCUGGACACACUGUGGAGAGAAAUGCAUGUCUGUCUGGCAGCAGGUGGUGAUCAGCAGUGAACACUUGGAGCUGCAGUGACAGUUUCGUUUUGUGUGGAAUCAGUGGUUUGAGAAACGUCUGUUUUUUGGUUUUUUGGUGUUUGUUUUUGUUUUUGUCCAGCCAUUUGGCGUUGAGUUAGCUGUAAAACUGACGUGUCAGUGGAAACAUUGAAUGCCAGCAAACACAAAGUAUGUAUUUUUGCAUACAGGUAGCUACCACUUGCUUUUGUUUGAGAAAAUGUGCUUUUUAUAAAUGUCUUCAGAGCCUCUGCUUUUGUGACAUACCAGGUGGACAGAUGUAAUUUCUACAGUAGUUGUUGUACUUCUUGUAUUUUCCUCAUCAAGAGUGGCCUGUUGUAGCUGCAUGGGAAGUGAGCUCAAAUGCUGUGAAGGGCAUCAUAGUACAAAACACAGGUGUUAGCACUGUUGAAAACAAAAAUUGGCUGGAAAAGUGUCCUUACUUUUCCAAUGAUCACUCAGCCAGUUGAAGAAAUAGGGCUAUAUCACCGUAUACCUCCCUUAAAUCCUCUCAGGGAGACAGAUGUUUAAAACAGAUUGUGACUUAGGCCUAUUUGAUCUGACAUAUCUUACACAGUCGUGAUGCUUCUUGACGCUGGCAAUGAAAAAUGGACCUGCCUGGCUUGUGGUUGUUGUCUUUAUUUGCACUUUAAUUACAUUGCUGGCCCAGCCCAGAGCUGCACAACGAGUUCCAUUUGUUCUGUCUGAGUGUGAGCGCCAGCAUCUACAAAUGUACCUUAGCAACUGUAAAUUUCAUUAAGGUCCUUCUCCACAAGGACCAUCUCCUUGUAAAUAACUGCAUGGGGAGGUGUCACAGAGACUGGAAAAUUCCUCCAUUAGAAAAGCAGACAGCAGGAGAGAAGGACAUGCUAGGAACACUUUAAAUAGUUCUGGCUGAUGACUGCUGUGGAAAUGUUACUUAUAGAAGCUUUUUGUUGUUAAAAAAAAAUGUGUUUGUUUCUUCUGGCUAAUGAUUGACAAGAAGCUGAUUGCAUCCCAGUGCAUGAUAUGAGGAGAAAAAGAAAAAGAGCAUGGUUUAUUUGGACCACAAAACCAACUGGCUGUGUAUUCUCUGUACAAAAGCAGUUACUGUUCAGUAGUUUCAUAAAACACUUGGAAGUAAUGGAGCAACAGAGAAAGCGUGGUCCAAAAUGUGAUUUCUGACGUUGUGUCUGUUGUUUCCUUGUUAGCAAAGAAAACGUGUUACAGCUGUCAGUGUGAGUGGGCAUCUCUGUUGUACGCUGUCAAGUGCUGCUUCACCUGCCUGUGCCCGGAUUUUACCAAAUCUCGAUGUUCUGAGGGUCGCAGGGUGCAGAUCCCGGUCGUGCUCCUGUCAGAGCUGCUUGCGGUGUGCUUGGCGCGUGUGUGUGCUCCGUGCAUUUCAGCGCUGGCUGGCAGGGCUGGGCCCGAGGGGCUGCGCUCGGAAUCGCUGGAAAUGGGCUCGUCCAGCCCCUCUGCGGUCCUGCUCACAUGCCAAAGGUUGCCUCUCGCCCCAGCGGCCGCUUGAGGUCAGAACCGGGAGAGUCGGAUGCUUUGAUCUGUGUUCGUAGCAACAGCAGCAAAACUGUUUAAAAAUUGUUAUGGUUACAGUAAUAAUGUGCGACUUGCUGAUGGCUUCAUGUCGAUGUUUUUGCUUGGGGAUACAAUGCUUUUGUUAAAGCGCAGGGAAAAGGGAGGACGCGCCCGGUCGCCCCCAGCCCUUGCAGCCCGCGGGCACAGCUGGCAGCAGCUGUUCCGCAGCUGGGUUGCGGGCUGCGAGCUGCACCUGCGGGCGGCCCGAGUGCCUGUGCGGGAGCCCUGCUGCCUGCUGGGGCUGUGCGAUGCCCGGCAGGCAGCAGCAGCGCCGCUCCGUGCGGGGCUGCGCCCGCUCCCGGAGCGAGCGGCGCGGGCACACAGCUGGCUCCGCGCAGCCCUCUGCCGUGUCGGCAGCUCCCUGAGCACUCUGCCUCCGCGCUCCCGCUGUCUUUUGGGAUCUCCUCCCGGCUCUUUUUCCCGCGGGAGCCCCGCAGCGCGGCGGAGCGAGCGGAGCAGCCCCGCGGGCGAGGAUGCCCCGGGCGCAGGAGGGCCGGAGCGCCUCGCCACUUGCCUUGUGAGCCCCCAGCCCUGCCGGGGGCUGCCGGCAGCCCGGCGGGGCCGGGCGGCCGUGGGGAUAAAGCUUUUCCAGCCGCUGCUCCGCCGCCUCUGUAGCAGCCCGGGCGGGGCCGCGCUCGCCGGGAGCCGGGCAGCAGCACCGAGAGCGCUCCUCACACGCUGACACAGGGUUAGAGUUGCCUUCACCCCCAGCCUUCACCCUCUGCCCCCGGAGCCAGCGGUGCUGCUGGCCAGCGAGCCCCCCGAGCGCUCGGGGUGUCGGCGGCAGCCCCCCGGCUCACAGUGGCAGUGUGUGCUCCAUCUGUCCCCCUCCUCCGGCUCGUCCCGUGGCCUCGAGGUGAGAGGUGGCACUGAUCACCCUGAUUUCGGGGGUGAGGAGGAGGUCCCCGUCCUCUUUCUGCUUUCCUAGUCUUACUGAUGAUUGUUCUGUAGGGUUAAAAGGAACUUAAUUAUUUUAAUUAUUUAUUAAUUUAAACCGUGUUGAUUUUGAUUUCAGAACAUGUUAAUUAUCCCGGGUUUUCCUUCAUGUGUGUUAUUUAUUUUAAGGGUUUUACAAAGACCUUGAUUUGUUUGUAUCGACAUUCAGUCUUUCAUCCUUUCACUCUCAGCAGCAACACUAAACCCUGAUGAUUUACAACUCUCACCCCCUGUGACAUUUUUACCCGCUCAUAAUUUCACUCACCAAGGGCAAAACCCUUCAGACCUCAUUCUGAUAAUACCUUAGGCUUCACCGAGAGCUUUUCAUAAGUCUUUGGGGAUCUGGCUCUCAGCUAUUUGCCUGUUACAGUGUUUGCCUCCAAAGGUCAAAUGUCUCUGUCUAGGAUGCUUCAUGUCCAAAAUGCUGCUCAGUGAAGGUUGUUCUGUUGUACCUGAGGUAGUCUCUGAAGUUCUGUUACCUAGGGCAGUAGAUGUGUGUUUAUUUGACAGAUGUACCUGUAUGGAACGUGUUGCUUAGUGCACAAUCCAGAUGUUUUUGCAUGUAUUGCAACUUCUGACCCGAGGUUAUUGCUUUGUAUUGUUAGUAAAGCAUACCAGGCCAGCUGUUGUGCCUGUGUGCUAAUAAACAUCCUUUUCUUUCCCGAG